Messenger RNA from Cavenderia fasciculata, 2223 nucleotides. RefSeq names its product SET domain-containing protein (gene bopA). The transcript is spliced from 4 exons. The record is from RefSeq and is a predicted model, not a curated record. The coding region runs from base 1 to 2223 and encodes 740 amino acids. Gene Ontology annotation, molecular function: protein binding. Lineage: Eukaryota; Evosea; Eumycetozoa; Acytosteliales; Cavenderiaceae.
AUGAAUAAAGAACAAUUAAAAGAUUUAAAUCUUGAUACACAACAAAGCAAGUUGAUUGAGAAGUUGUUUCAAUCAAUGAAGGAUGGAUCAUUGUCUGAAGAGGAUUUGCAACAACUACGAGACAGCGGGUUGACGAAAAAGUUGUUACAAAAGUUUGGUGGAGCAGACGAUUCAAACAGCUUGGAUGCGUUUAUGAACCUGACACAAUUGGAUGGCAUUACAAGACCCGUUCAAGAGGACAUCUCAUUGUUGACGUACGAGUCGGUACUCAAGCGAAUGGACCAACUCAAACGUCUGGGUAAUGAACGAUUCCAAAAGAGUCAUUAUACGUAUGCACACGCAUACUAUUAUCAACUCAUCCAACUUGGUAAUCGAUAUGGACAAGAAGUAGUUGAAAAGCAAGCAGACAUAUCGGAAGAGUUGAAACAAGAACGUUUGGCACAACUCAACAAAGUGGCAUCGUUGGCAGCAAGUAAUCUGUCUUUGACAUUUUUCAAUACCAAUCGUAUUGAAGAAUCACUAAAGUAUGCAGAUUUGGCUAUACAAUUGGACAAGAGUAAUGCAAAGGCAUACUUUAGACGUGUUCAUGCUCUUCAAUUGUUUGGUAGAAUCGGCGAGGUAAAGCAAACAUUUGAACAGGCAACCAAGGAAAUUCAAGAUGCCACCCUUCAAGAAUCACUAGAGUAUGAAAUACAUGCACAAAAGGAAAAGGAUCAACUCUUUGAAAAGAACAAACAACAUACACUCAAGCGAAUAGAAACCGAUAAACAAUAUUCACAAUUCCCAGUAGAGUUGGUUUGGAAUGAUAACAUGGGUCGUUGUAUCAUGGCAACUAGAGAUAUUAAACAAGGUGAAUUAAUUCUUCGUGUUGCUCCUUUUGGUUGUGCUCUCUCUGAUGAUCAAAUUGAUUUAAAUUGUGGUUCUUGUUUUAGAAAAAUUAAAUAUUAUAAAUCAGAAAAAUGUAAUUCAUGUAAAACAAAUUUACUUUGUGAAAUUUGUAUUAAAGAUCCAACCAUUGUUUCAAUGCAUCAAGAAGAAUGUUCUUUAAUUUCAUUUUUACAAAAACAUUAUCCAAAUGCUCAAACUAGAGAUUUUAGAUUUAUGAUUAGAGUAUUAUUAUCAGGAAGAGCAAAUAAAUUGGGUAGAAUAACAAAAGAAAAGACACCACAACUUUGGAAUCAACAACCAUUUAUUUAUGAUAGUUAUGAAGAUUUGGCAUCACUUACUACAGAUGUUUCAAAAAUUGAAAGUAAACAAUUACAAUCGUUUACAGUGGCAACCAAUUCUAUUACCAACUUUUUUGCUGCAGUAAAGGGACCAAAAUACUUGUCUGAUCCAUUCACCAAACAAGAAAUAUUUGACCUUUAUCCAAAAAUUCUAUUCAAUGCUCAUGAAUAUAUCGAUCCACUUACUCAUUAUGAAAUUGGUAGAGGUAUCUACCCAACUGCUUCUUAUAUUAAUCAUACUUGUUUACCAAAUACAACUUGGUAUAAUGAUGAUCAUGGCCUAAUAUUAUAUAGAAGUAGUAGAGAUAUAUUAAAAGGAGAAGAAAUUACAACAUCAUAUUUGGAUAUAUUAAAACCAAAAUUACAAAGACGUAAAGAUUUGAAACAAUAUUCUUUUGUUUGUCAAUGUGAAAGAUGUUUAAAUGAAAAACUUGGUUAUCUUUGUUCAGAAUGUGGAGAGGAAUUGACAGAGAAACAGAUUGAAAUUUGGGACCCAAUUCCAGAAAAACAAUUUGAUGGUCGUGUCAUUGUUUGUAGCAAGGGUCAUUUCAAACCGCUGUCAGUCUAUGAAUCUUUGGAAUCAAUUGGUGAAACUGCUUGUCAACAAGAACUUAUUCCAACAUUUAACCUAUUGUUUGCUCCUUACCAUCCCAUUCAUAUUGUUCUCUACAAAAAGAUUCUAUCCAAUAGUAUUCGUCACUUUGACGAACCUAGUAAAAUCAAAAUCAAUACCGUUACGGACCCACAACUCUUGCAACAAUACUUUGAUGCACUUUGGAAGUCAUACAAGAAUGUUUUCCAAGAUCCCGAAAAUGUCAUCAUGUUUAGUUAUGUCGAUGACCUCAGUGAACUAUUCCAACUCUACAAAAAGCUUCCAGGUGACAAUCGUGCCAAACUUUUAGAAAUUAAAGACAAGGCUGCUUUCUAUCUAGAAACUCAAACUAAAUUAUCUCAAAAUCAACUUUUAAAAGAAUUUGAAGAUUAUUUUCAAAUCUAA